Messenger RNA from Austrofundulus limnaeus, 1055 nucleotides. RefSeq names its product midkine b (gene mdkb). Gene Ontology annotation, molecular function: growth factor activity. The coding region runs from base 101 to 535 and encodes 144 amino acids. NCBI's taxonomy places the organism in Eukaryota, Metazoa, Chordata, Actinopteri, Cyprinodontiformes, Rivulidae. The record is from RefSeq and is a predicted model, not a curated record. The transcript has 5 exons.
UGUCUGUGUGUGUGUGUGUGUGUUCAGGAGCUGCAGCUGAAGCAGCCACAGAAAGCUCCGACUCUUCAGCUCGACCGGCUGCUCCUCUCAGCUCGACACGAUGAGAAGUUUGUUCUGUGUGACUCUGCUGCUGCUCCUGGUCUUCACAGCCGAAGCCAACAGAAGAUCCAAACAUCACAAAGGUGGGAAACAGGAGAAGUCUCGACCCACCUCUGAGUGCUCCGCUGCAGAGACCCGGUACGGGAGAUGUGUCCCGGAACACGGAGACUGUGGAGAGGGACUGAGGGAGGCCACGUGUAAAGACCGGACUGAGAAGAUCCACUGCAGGAUCCCCUGCAACUGGAAGAAGGACAUCAGCGACUGUAAGUACAAGUUCGGCCCGUGGGGUUCCUGCGACGCCGCCACCAACACCAAGACCCGGUCCGGAACUCUGAAACGGGCUCUGUUCAACGCCGAGUGCCAGACCACCGUCAAGGUGUCCAAACCCUGUUCCCACAAGACCAGGAAGGUCAAAGGAGAGAAAAAGUCCAACUGAGAAGAAACCAGAAGCAGCAGAACAAUCUUUUCCUCCAGACUCUGAAACUGAUGCUCCUCCUGACCCCUCCAACUCAUGGCCCCACCCACUCUUGACUCCUCCCACAUUUGUAUUCCUUGGAUUAAAGCUUUCUUAGAUGAGUAACGUCGGUCAGUAGUUGAUAGUUUAACAGAUCUGAGAGAAAACUGAUGAAGGUCAGUGGAGUCUUCCUCCUGACUGGUUUGUUUUUAAAAAAUAAAAACAAAAAAAUAUUUUAUUUGAAAAACAGAUUAUUGAUGAAACUUGUACAAAACAACAAAUAAAAUGUUGUUUAUUGUUUUGGUGAAGCUGUUUUUGUCUUAUUGAAUAAAAAAAUUAAAAACCUGCAGAUAAAAAUAAAUCCAAGUUUUUAUUAAAGAGAACUGAGAUUUAAAUUAUGAUUUUAAAGAAAGUCUCUUUGAUCUGAACGUCACAUUAAAGCUCCUGUGACACGUUUUUUUCUUCAGUUACAGAAAAUUAAAUAAAAUAUCCUCAUAUUUGA